Molecule: messenger RNA, 1008 nt
Organism: Schistocerca gregaria
Lineage: Eukaryota; Metazoa; Arthropoda; Insecta; Orthoptera; Acrididae
Product: splicing factor U2AF 26 kDa subunit-like
Exons: 2
Coding region: 122-988 (288 amino acids)
Biological process (GO): mRNA splicing, via spliceosome
Cellular component (GO): spliceosomal complex; U2AF complex
Molecular function (GO): metal ion binding; pre-mRNA 3'-splice site binding
Source: RefSeq, a predicted model, not a curated record
UAUAAUUUUCUGCUCGCUUAAAGUUUUUACCUCCGCCAAUCGCUAAUUUGUACUUCUAAGUACGCUGUGCUACCAGGUCCAAGAUUUCGAUGCGCUAUGGCUGAAAGGUUAUCAAGAAUUCAUGGAACGGAACAAGACAGGUUCGUCCAGGGUUAACUGCUCCUUCUUUUUCAAGAUGGGUGCGUGUCGCCAUGGCGAGAAGUGCGAUCGGCGCCACAACCGUCCUACCGAGUCUCCCACCGUCCUUUUUACAAACAUGUAUCAAAGCCCCCUAAACUAUCUUUCGUCUCACGGAGAUAACGUAUACGAUAGCGAAGAGCUAAAAUUUUUAGAUGAAUUUUAUGAAGACGUUUUUGUCGAACUCAGUAAAUAUGGCGAAAUAGAAGAUUUAAAUAUCUGUGCCAACCCGGGUCAGCACCUCAAUGGCAACGUAUACGUUAAAUUUCGCCUCGAAUCGCAGGCUGCGAACGUAGUGAAGCGCACUGUUGGCCGUAUGUACGACGGCAGACACAUCAAAGCUGAACUGUCUCCUGUCACCGACUUUGGAGAGGCUCGCUGUCGUCAAUAUGCUGUCAGCGAGUGUGAUCGCAAAAUGUGUAAUUUUAUGCACCUAAGAGAGCCAAAUAAACGUUUACGAAGACAGCUGUUUCAAUGGCAGGCAGAACAAUGGCGAAAGCGAAACAUCCGAUCAAUUUCCCCAAGAAAGGAUUCACCUCCUCCUAGAAAGCCGCACUUGUCACCUCGUCGUCGCUCGCCCCGCCACCCUAGUACGGAUCCGUUCGGGCGUGACCUAGAACCAAGGAGAGAUAGAGACGUCUCUGAAGAAGAGCACCAAUUGCGAAAGCAGCUUCUAGAAAUCCAGCAAGCCAGAAAAGAGCAUGAAGAUCAAGAAAAAAACAAAAAACGUAAAAGAAAUGAGACCAGCACUGCAGAAGAUAGCAGCGAAGGUGGAGAAAAACAAUCUAAAUUUCCUCCUCUUUCUUCCUGAAACUUUAUUUGACAAACCCC